Messenger RNA from Osmia lignaria (orchard mason bee), 2325 nucleotides. Its product is annotated as ATP-binding cassette sub-family G member 4. Gene Ontology annotation, molecular function: ATP binding; ABC-type transporter activity; ATP hydrolysis activity. The record is from RefSeq and is a predicted model, not a curated record. Gene Ontology annotation, cellular component: plasma membrane. Gene Ontology annotation, biological process: transmembrane transport. Lineage: Eukaryota; Metazoa; Arthropoda; Insecta; Hymenoptera; Megachilidae.
CACGCGGUGUCGAGUGCAGUAUUCGAUCGGCUGUAGUAAGCGGUUCGGAUCUCGCGCAUGUCAGGCCCUCUACGGUAUUUUUAGUGAAUUUUCGUAUGUGGUCAUGUCCACGUCACUUUUGCCCGCGCUUUCGCAGCAAUAAGCUCGCGUUCGAAUCGACACCGGCCGUUUGAAUGAACGCGACUCGUACCACUUACCUGUCGUUCGUGAAACAUUUGUGUAGGAAAGAAUAUUUCACGGUGGAGGUUGAAGCGAAAGAUUGAAGGAAAAGAUUAGCUGCUGCUAUUGCACCCUCUUUACGUUCUACAGUGCGCUCUAUGUUCAACUAAUUGGUCGGCGUUCGAGCGUUAAUACCCUCCGGCCACUUGACCAGCUCGUCUCCUACGAGGAUACCCGACGAUGGAGGUAUUGAUGCACGAAGCGAGCAGCGGCCAAGAGACGAAUCCGACCGGCGAAAAGAUUUAUAACACCGUUAAAGAGCCGGUGAAAGAGACGCAAGAAAAUGGACGAAAGAACAGUACCACGCGUUUCAUGGAAACCAAUCCUGCGGACACAGUUGAUAUUAUGUUCGAGAACAUAAGUUACAAGGUGUCUUUGGGUUGUAGGAAAGGUCAGAAGGAAAUAUUGCACGGGAUCAAUGGAAGACUUCCAUCGAAACGCUUAAUCGCCUUAAUGGGCCCAUCCGGAGCAGGGAAAUCAACUUUGCUGGAUGUCCUGUCGGGAUACAGGAUAACUGGGGUCACUGGCAACGUGCACAUUAACGGACGCGUCCGACAGAUGAAUUCUUUUCGAAAGUGUAGCGCGUACAUCACGCAAGAUGAUCGUUUGGAACCUCUACUGACGACCAUCGAGAACAUGAGAGUCGCAGCUGACCUCAAGCUACCCACAAGUAUUCCCAGAUACGAAAAGGAAACGAUAAUUGAAGAGAUUCUGGUAACGCUAGGCCUUUAUGAGCAUAUGAACACGCGAGCGGAGAGAUUAAGCGGCGGUCAAAGAAAGAGGCUGUCUAUCGCUCUGGAGUUGGUUAAUAAUCCAACCGUUAUGUUCCUCGACGAACCAACUACGGGUUUGGACAGUUCAUCUUGCACACAAGUAGUGAAUUUGCUGAAGCUGCUCGCGCGACAAGGAAGGACAAUCAUUUGCACGAUUCAUCAGCCUAGCGCGUCUAUCUUCCAGCUUUUUGAUUUGGUGUACGUAAUAGCGAAAGGAGAAUGCUUGUAUCACGGUGCAACCAGCCAAUUGCUUCCUUACUUGGAGAGUAUCAAAGUGCCCUGUCCAAUGUAUCACAAUCCAGCCGAUUACGUAAUCGAAUUAUCCUGCGGUGAAUAUGGAGAAGAUAAAAUACCGUUGUUAUUAUCAGGAUCAGAAAAUGGCAAGAAUUUACGGUGGUUUGAAAAUCCUAAUACUCUUAUAGAUGCAAAUGGCUUAAGAGCAUUGCAUCCUCUCAAGAAGAAUGGAGGUGACAACAGUCUGCAGGCGACCUCCUUAACGCAUCAAAUUAAAAUCUUGUUGGGAAGGGGUUUUCUGAUGAGCAAAAGAGACACGACUUUAACACACUUACGAAUACUAGUCAACAUAUUCGUCGGCCUUAUCCUCAGUUCGGUGUUCGUCGAAACCGGAACAGACGGUUCUAGAGUUUUAGAUAAUUAUAAUCUUCUGUUUUCUAUUCUUAUACACCAAUUGAUGACUACAAUGAUGCUCACCGUGGUUACUUUUCCUAUGCAGAUGAGUAUCCUGUUGAAAGAACACUUUAACAGAUGGUACAGCUUGAAGGCAUUCUACACAGCCACGACGUUGAUUGACAUACCAAUUUCAAUACUCUGUUGUUUAAUUUUCACUUUAAUUGUAUAUUUCAUCACCUCUCAGCCAUUAGAAAUCACGAGAUUCUCAAUGUUCUUUGCAAUCAAUUUAUUAGUAGUUUUUAUUGGUCAAGGAAUUGGCCUUAUGAUUGGAGCAGUAUGUAACGUAGUUAAUGGAACUUUCAUAGGGCCUACUUUGUCCGUACCAUUGAUGAUGUUCUCAGGAUUCGGGGUUUCAUUAAGGGAUAUACCUGGUUAUCUGAAAUGGGGAACAUACAUCAGUUGCCUAAGAUACGGUUUGGAAGGAUUCAUCAGUGCCAUAUACGGGUACGACAGACCCGUGUUAGCUUGCAAAGAGAAGACCGUCGGCUAUUGCCAUUACAAGUAUCCAUCGAAAUUCCUCUCCGACAUUGCCAUGGAAGGUGAUCAAUUCUGGAACGACAUCAUGGCACUAAUCACGAUACUUAUCAUAACGCGGAGUACAGCUUAUUUCCUCCUUAAAUGGAAGAUUAUAUCCAUACGAUAA